CUCAAUUAUGAUCUCAAUAUGGCAGCACGUUUAAAAAUUUUUGCUGUAAACAGCUGUGCGUAGUGCGAAGUUAAAAUUAUGUUAAUGUGUUGCUAUUUAUAAGCUUUAUUUUUAUUUUUCAUAUUUGCUAUAUACCUAGUCUCACUGUGGAGUCUCCAAGAAGUCCGAGCUCCGAGAUGGCCGGCUACAUAAGCAGAUCCGUGUCGCUCAGCCCGAUCGAUCCAAAUCCUCCUAGUCUGCCUGGCCUCACCUCCAAUGGCACGAAACCAAGCAAUGGCAACUCUUCACCUAGGAUUACAGAUGUUUCAAGCUCUCCUUUGAAGAUUUUUGUUUUGGCAAAGAAGAAAAUCAACGACAUUUUUUCUGGUGUGAACAGUUAUGUUGAAGAGACUUAUUAUUUCUUAAAAACUUGUUCUGACAGUGAUGUUGUUGCAGAGCAGCAAAUUCAGGAAGUAUUUCAAUUGCAAGAUAAAAUCAAAGGAAUAAGAGAAGUACUUGCCAGGGACCACAUGAAAGUGGUAUUUUUUGGAAGGACCAGCAAUGGAAAAAGCUCUGUUAUCAAUGCCAUGCUACAGGAUAAAAUUCUUCCUAGUGGUCUAGGACACACAACCAACUGUUUCCUUCAAGUAGAGGGCUCUGACUCCGAAGCCUAUGUUCUCACUGAGGAUUCCUCCGAGCCUCAGAGCGUUCAGUCUGUUUCACAGUUAGCUCAUGCUCUUAACUCAGAAAAAUUUGGAGACAGCUCAUUAGUACAGAUAUUUUGGCCCAAAGAUCGCUGUCCUCUUUUGCGAGAUGAUGUUGUUUUAGUCGACAGUCCUGGCAUAGAUGUAUCGCCUAAUUUAGAUGAAUGGAUUGACAAACAUUGUGUUGAUGCUGAUGUUUUCGUUUUUGUUGCAAAUGCUGAGUCAACUUUAACAGUGACAGAGAAAAACUUCUUCCACAAAGUCAGUGAAAAGCUUUCAAAACCUAAUGUAUUUAUCUUAAACAAUAGAUGGGACGCUUCUGCUAGUGAUCCAGAAUAUACAGACAAAGUUCGCAAACAGCAUAUGGAUCGUAAUGUUAGUUUUCUGGUUGACGAACUCAAAGUUGUAAGCCGCACACAAGCCGAAAAUCGUGUGUUUUUUGUUUCUGCACGGGAGGCCUUAAAUGCCCGUCUUCAAAUGCAAAAAGGCAAACCACCUCAUACGGGAGCUAUUGCAGAAGGUUUUCAAGCCAGAUUUUUCGAAUUUCAAGAUUUUGAAAGAAAAUUUGAAGAAUGUCUGUCGAAAUCAGCCGUAAAAACAAAAUUUGAGCAGCACACACAAAGGGGCAAAACAGUAGCAUCUGAUUUACGCAAGCUUUUGGAUGCUGUUUAUGAGAAAGCCAUGCAUAUUAAGUCUGAAAAAAUGACUAUUCGAAAGGAGCAAUCAGACCGUUUAGAUUUUACUACUCAGCAGCUCAGUAUUUUGACGCAGGAAGUUAAGCAUCAAAUUUGUCACAUUGUUGAAUCUGUUGAACAGAAAGUUGCUGGAGCUUUAAGUGAAGAAAUUCGAAGGCUAAGUAUCCUGGUGGAUGAAUUUGAACGGCCAUUUCAUUCUGACAGCCUUGUUCUUAGUGUCUAUAAAAAAGAAAUUAAUUCUCAUGUAGAGCAAGGUUUAGGAAGCAACUUAAGAGGAAGAUUGUCUAGUCAAGUACAAAUGGCAGUAGAAAGUGCACAGAAAGAUAUGAUUGAACGGAUGUCUUCUCUAAUACCUCCAGAACAUAGACCGAAAAUGAUGAAUGUUCUACCUCGGCACACCUUUGAAGUAUUGUAUCGUCUGAACUGUGAUAGUUUGUGUUCUGAUUUCCAGGAAGACUUGGAAUUUAGAUUCUCACUGGGGUUAGUGAACAUGGUAAAAUGUUUCCUUGGCCCCAGUAGGUCUAAAAAAGUUCUUGGAAGAUCAGCAGAGUCUGUGCCCUGGCCUGUUCCAAGCACUCCUCAGACUCCUAGCAAUGAGGUGCAGGUGAUGUCACCUGCACCUGAAUAUUUUGCUUUAAUUCAAAGGCUUGCCCUUUCUUCACCAUCAUCCCAAACAGCGGUUGGACUUUUAGCAAUAGGGGGUUUUAUGAUGAGAGCAGUUGGUUGGCGAAUCAUAGUAGCCUCUGCAGCCAUCUACGGCCUACUGUAUGCCUAUGAGAGGCUAACGUGGACAAAUAAGGCCAAGGAGAGGGCUUUUAAGAAGCAAUAUGUUAACCAUACCACUAGAAAAUUGAGACUUAUUGUCGACCUCACUAGCGCUAAUUGCAGCCACCAAGUACAACAGGAACUUUCAAGCACUUUCGCUCGUCUAUGUCAUCUUGUGGAUGAAGUUGUGUCCGAUAUGCAGAAUGAGAUUGGAUUGUUGAAUCAAGAUACGCAGAAAUUAGAAGAAUCAGCUCUUGCAGCUCGAAAAUUGAGAAAUAAAGCUGAUUAUUUAUACAGUGAAUUGGAGACAUUUACAGAACAAUACCUACAAUAUGAUCAGUGAAGAAAAAAGUUUUUGGAAGAAAAAUAAAGGCUGUUAAAACUAGCUGUUAGAAUGCUGUUCUGAAAAAAAAAAGAAAAACUUAGAUUUUUAGCAACCAGCUUAUUUUUGUUCAUAAAUUAAAUCUUACCAAAACUCUAUCUUCAUCAAAAUGUUUAUUUUGGAAAAUAUUUUCUAUAUUGCUGAAAAGUUAUGUAUUGAUAAAUCUUUUUAUUCACAGAUACAACAGUUUGGGGGAAAUAUUGCUGGUUUUUGUUAAGUUGACCCAGGUAAAAUUCUGCAAAAAAAGCUGUUAGAUUUUUUUUCUUCUCCAAUUGGAAAAUCAGCUGCUUCAGAAUAUUCAGAACAGUAUACCUUUGCAUAUUGUGUAAAAUAUUAAAUAUGAAUACUUACCGGUUUUUGCUUAACUUACAAAUAUUUCAUUUUUAAAAAUAAUUAGUACCAUCUACUCUUUGCUUUUACCUAUUUUCAAAGUUGCCCUGUGGAAAUUUAUGUAUAUUUUUAACAUUGAUGAAAUUCUGCAGCAUUAUUACCCCAUUAGAUUACCCAUCCCUUUUUUUGCUACCCCAUCAUUACCCUUACCUGUUUAUAUCCAUGAGUUAUGAAAAGGUUGUGAUUUGUUUUUUUUUAAAUACCUUUGUAUAAAGAAUUGCAUUUAAAAAUUGAUUUAUAUAAGAUAAGCCAUAAGUACCUUUAUCGCUCUGUUUUAGUAAAACUUUACCUGCAAUAAUAAAAUAGUUUACAUUGAAUUUGGAAAAAUUUUUGGGAAGUUAACUUUUCUUUCUAUGGAAAUUGUUGCUAUAUGAUGCAAACAAGAAUAAUUCUAAGCCUACUUUACAUUACUAAAUUAAAUAUCUGCAGAUGGUUAACUAUAAAUUCUAAAAAUGUUCUUUUACUUUACAAUUGAUUGCAUUCAUUCACUUAGCAGAUCAAAUUUUGAAUCUCAUGUGAUAACGCAUAGUAUUUUAAAUUACCUUAUUAUUUGCAGGCAUCCCUCAUAUAACACGGUACUUCUACAACACAAUUUCGAUAUAACACGGUACGCAACGUGAAUUUAAUACUUUAUGAUUUUGAUAUUACACAAAUGUUAUCUUUAAAAAAGAUGGACUUUUGUUUUUGCUUAAUACAUUCUGUUAAUGGUUGAUAACUCUAAUAAGUUUUUAUUUUGUUUUUAUGAAACUUUGUUUCCAUAUAACACGGUACAUAUAACUUGAUUUACAUUAUUUCAGUCUUGUGUAACAUGGUUUCGAUACAACGCGAUACAUAUUGACAUGAUUUUUACUACGUACAUAAUUAAUUAGUGUAAAAAAUAAGUUUAAAAUUUAUUUUUGAAAAAGUCUCAUAUAACGCAGUUUCAAUACUACAUGGAACAAACUAACAGUGUUAUACGACAGAUGCCUGUAUGUGUUUGUCAUUUUACAACUAUACUAUAUUUUGCCACAUACUAGUAAAAGUUUAACUGCAUGAUAAGCUACUUUUUUGUAAAAACAAAGAAUUUUUUUUUCUAUUCAUUCUGAGAAGCAUUAUGGAAUAAAAAAUAAUUAUGUUGAAAGACAUUUUCCAAAUUGAUGCAAAUCAACCGAGAAAAUUUCUUUCUAUUUUACUGAAGAGACUUUGGCCGCUUGAAAAAAAUUUAUUUCCAAAAAAUAUUUCUAAUCUUUCUUCUUGGUCUAUGAGGUUUUCAUUUUUUUCUUGCUGUAAUGCGAAAUUGAUAAACCAUUAAUGCAAGUCAACAAAAUUGAAGUUGUCUUUUUUAAUAUAUUUUUUAUUUUAGAAAUAUAACAUUUGUGCGUAACAUAAGCAUCUAAAGCCAUUAGUUCACGAGCUCUCCAGUACUUUCUAACAAUGUGCUCAUAUUGGGAUAGCACAAUACAACUUUUUUUUAAAUAUAUAGUACUUCCUGAAAUGUAUAAUUAUUGAUAUUUUUUUGCCUACAUGGCAGGCGUCAAAAUGAGAAGUUAUUAUUUAUUCUCUUAGAGAAUCCAUCAGACUUUUAAAUUUAUCUUAUUUGUGUACUAUUUAUUCUUUCAACUGAUUUUUAAACAGAUUUUUCUUUCCUAGAACACUAAAAAACUGGAGUGAUUUUUUUUGAAUUGCUGAGAAUUUACUGUUUGUUUAGCUUACAUUAUACCUAAGUCUUAAUUCAAUAAUUUAUAGCCUUAGUUUGAUUUUCCAACACCUCUCAAUAUUGUUUAACUUGUUGGUUUUUUAGCUUAAGUUUGUCUUUCAAUUUAUCUUUAACUUGUUACAUUUUGUUGAUAUGAUGACUAGUCUUGUAAAUGUCGAUCAUGUAUAGUUGUUGAAUAUUUUAACUGGUUUAUAUCUCUAGCUGUACACAAAACCAAAAAAUAAUUAAAUGGCCAACUUAUGAUUGCAUUUUAUUAUAAUUAUAUGUUUUAAAUUUUAGGCAUCUAUUAAGUUAAUGUUUUAUUUCAAGAUAAAUUAUUUUUCUAUUUAUGUUGUAUUUAAACAAUCAGCUGUCCUAUAUUAAUUGGAAAAGGUUGCAAUAUUGUACAUUAUUUUAUUUUUAAAAAUCUGAUUAUUUUAAAUAUCACUGGUUAUUAUUUUAAGCAAAAGUUUUCAUGUGCUGAUUUUGAAAAAUUUAAAGUGAUUUUUUUUUUUUGCUUGAAAGUAUAUGAAGAUUAACAGCAUGUGUAUGUAAUUAAGUGUAGGA
Uloborus diversus is the source of this 5157-nucleotide messenger RNA. It is a transcript of the gene Marf, whose product is annotated as transmembrane GTPase Marf-like. The transcript is spliced from 17 exons. Lineage: Eukaryota; Metazoa; Arthropoda; Arachnida; Araneae; Uloboridae. The record is from RefSeq and is a predicted model, not a curated record. The coding region runs from base 177 to 2486 and encodes 769 amino acids. Gene Ontology annotation, biological process: mitochondrial fusion; mitochondrion localization. Gene Ontology annotation, molecular function: GTP binding; GTPase activity. Gene Ontology annotation, cellular component: mitochondrial outer membrane.